AUGUCGAGGGAGAAGAACCCGGGCGACGACAACUGGCGGCGGCUGCAGGAGGGUGGCCCGUCUGCAAAGGCCCACGUGCCAGGCCGGUGGCGGCAGGGUUGGCUCGUACUGGGCGUCAGUGCGGCGCUGCUGGCGUCCCUCUAUCUGGCCAGCGCUGGCGUCCCUCUGGUGGCCGGGCUUAGCGGCGGGAGCCGCCAGAGUUCGGCGGGAGGGGACGAGUCGCCGCCGCCAUUCGACCUCUACGCGGUCGGAAACUGGAUCCUCGCCGGCAUCACAGACAACCUGUCGGACGGUGCGGUCCUCGAGGCGACGCCCGACGGAUCCCUCCGCUUCGUCGUCGUCGCCACGGGCGGGCCAUCGCUCGCCGCCGUCUACCCGCUGACGAACUUUGUGGACACGGAGGGCGUGGCGCUGCUCCGCGGGCGAGCCGUCGUCCUCGCCGAGGAGCGGAGCGGCGCACUUGUGGAGGUGCACCAGACGGGGUACGGAAGUGACCUUACCCAGACGGCGGGCGGAGUGGAGGGAGUGACGUACUCCCCCGGCGAGGACGCCUUCUACUUUCUCAAGGAGAAGGAACCCGCGCUGGCCCUGCGGAUGGACCGCCAGCCGCCGAACGCCAAGCGGCUCCUCGCCACCGUGACGUCGGUCGGAGACGUCGCGGGCAUCUCCCACGUCCCGGGCGCAGGUCCGGGUACAGACGGCGACCGCCUCCUCGUCAUCUCGGACAAGUCGAAGCAGGUGCUGCUCAUGCGACCCGACGGCACUCUUGUUGGACCGCCCCUCGCCCUCUCGGUCCCCACAAAGUCCAAGCCGGAGGGCAUCAGCAUCCUGCCCCUCGAAGCCGGCCCCCGGGACUGCUUCCUGACCUUCUCCGAGCCCGCCAUCCUCCAGAAGUAUUGCGGGCCAGAGUGACGGGAGCAGGCGGUGAAUUCGCCCCCCCCUCCCCUCUCCGCGCGGCAGAGUUGAGAGUAUCGCGCCUUACGACACAGCUAAUGCACGUGCACAUGCGCCCCCUCCCACAAACAAGCUGUGGUGCGUGCUCCUUGUGCUGAGCUGAGAGUGUACUGACCACUGUCUUUGACGUCCCUGUUACCCUGAUGAUUAAAGAUUUUUAUAACUUUC
This is a messenger RNA of Emiliania huxleyi CCMP1516, 1122 nucleotides long. RefSeq lists its product as hypothetical. NCBI's taxonomy places the organism in Eukaryota, Haptophyta, Isochrysidales, Noelaerhabdaceae. The record is from RefSeq and is a predicted model, not a curated record. Bases 1 to 912 code for a protein of 303 amino acids. The transcript is spliced from 5 exons.